Sungouiella intermedia is the source of this 1863-nucleotide messenger RNA. The record is from the annotation of a GenBank genome assembly. Lineage: Eukaryota; Fungi; Ascomycota; Pichiomycetes; Serinales; Metschnikowiaceae.
AUGAGCCAACCCAAGGAAAUCAAGAAGAGCCGCCGUCAGUCGAUUGCAAAGCUCGCCAAAUCCCCACUUUCUGUGUCGCCUCUCCCGCAUUCUCCCAGAAACUCAUCCAGACCUGGGCUGUACUUAGGCAAUGCUCCUUUCUUGAAUAGAGAUGAUGAUUCGUCUGCCAGAACCAGUGAAGACGACACUCCUGUCCCCGAGAUCCUCUCAGACUUCUCCGCAGGCAUCAAUGACUCUCGACUUGUUGAGGCUGUGGCCAAACAUCUCAAGGCUGACGACUCAGCUUUCACUCUGGAAGGUGCAGACAUCACCAGAGAUAUCUACCGCUUGAACAAGGAAAGCACCCGGCCCAAGCGUUCUCGAAGCUGGACACUGAUGGAUUUCGAGCGGAACGACCGUCGUGGCUCCUCUGCGAGCUCUCUUAACGUUCCUGGCGGUUUCAGAAGGCAGUUUCUUGUGGCAAAUGCCAAUAAGAGGAAACCCGAUAUUCUUACCAGAAACUUCGUGGAGUUCUUGAGCAUCUAUGGCCAUUUUGCUGGUGAAGACUUAGAGGACGAUGAUGCGGUGGCAUGUCACUAUGAGGCACAGAACCCAUUUGGUCUGGACGAAAAUGUACCUCUCCUUCAAGCAAGAAACUAUAACCCCAAAGGUACUGCAACCGACACUAAGGCGUACUUUUUACUUCUCAAGGCGUUCGUUGGAACUGGGGUGUUAUUCUUGCCUAAAGCAUUCUCUAGCGGUGGUUUGGUAUUUUCAGUAGUGACGCUCUUUCUUUUUGGCUUGCUUUCCUAUUGGUGCUAUGUUAUCUUAGUGUAUGCCAAAAUCGCCAUGAAGGUGUCAAGCUUUGGAGAGAUUGGAAUGCUAUGCUAUGGGCCUUGGCUCCAACACCUCAUCUUGUCGUCUAUUGUGUUGUCCCAAGUAGGUUUUGUUGCUGCGUACAUUGUGUUCACAGCCGAAAACUUACGUGCAUUUGUAUGUAACAUUUCCAGCUUUACUCCAGCGGACUUAGACAUUUUUUGGUUCAUCUUAGCGGAAGCUUUGAUUUUGACGCCAAUUACCUUGAUUAGAGACAUUACAAAGCUCUCGUUGCUGGCACUUUUAGCCAAUAUCUUUAUUUUCAUGGGAUUGAUCACCAUCUUAUACUACACUAUUGCAGAGUUCAUUGGAAACAGCUUCCAGCCAGGAGAUGGUAUUUACUACGUGUUCAACAAGUCUGAAUUCUCGUUGUUCAUCGGCGUGGCCAUUUUCGCUUUCGAAGGCAUCGGGCUUAUCAUUCCCAUUCAAGAAUCCAUGAUAUAUCCCAACAACUUCCCUAGAGUUUUGUUCCAGGUGAUUAUCACGAUCUCCUUCAUUUUUAUCUUCAUUGGUGCUAUUGGCUAUUUAACUUUUGGUGCUGAUAUUGAUACUGUCAUUUUGUUGAAUCUUCCUCAAACUUCUCCAUCAGUUAUCAUGAUCCAGUUGCUUUAUGCUGCUGCAAUUUUGUUGUCCACACCCAUUCAGAUCUUCCCUGCUGUGCGCCUCAUUGAACUGAAGAUCUUUUCUCCCUCCACUUCGGGCCGUAAUUCACAGGUCGUCAAGUGGCAAAAGAACCUCUUGCGCCUUGUGUUUGUAUUGACUACUGCCACCAUUGCACUCUACGGUGGUCAGAACCUCGACAAAUUUGUGUCUUUUGUGGGAUGCUUCGCAUGUAUUCCGUUGGUAUACAUGUAUCCACCCAUGCUCCACUUGAAGUCAUGCUGUGACUAUAAGAAUGCAACACAGGGCAAGAACACCAAGUUUAUUUUGGCCAUGGUGGAUUACUUCUUGGUUGCCAUAGGAGCAGUGGCAUUAAUCUACACCACCUACGACAUUCUUGGUCAUUAA